AUGAAAAUUUUACCUGUUGUAUCGACUCAUGUCGUACCUGGUCAAACAGAUGUUUGUUAUACAAGCAAUGGAAAUUAUUAUAUUACAUGUGGUCAAGAUGGUGAUGUUCAUGUUUUCAAUACGGAAUCUGUUAAAGUCAAAUCUAUUCAUUGCGAUAAUCAAUGUUACUGUUUAGCAGUUCAUGAACGUUAUCUCUUUGUUGGAACAAAUCAAAAUGAAGUACAGAUUCGAUUAUUUCCUCAGGUUGAUUCUCUGUCUGAUUUUCUUCAUGUUAAUCAUCCUGUAUCAGCAGUUUCUUUAUCAAAUUCUUCUCUUUGUGUUGGAACAAGAGAUUUUAAAGUACUAAUAGUUAAUUUAAAUGAUGAUCCAAACAAAAUGAAGUAUUUCAUUGGUCAUCAAGCACCAAUCCUUGCUGUGAAUGUAUAUGAAGAAAGAAAAUUGCUGGCAACAUCAUGUUGUGAUGGAUUUGUUCGAAUUUUCAAUACUGAUACGCAAAUAUUAAUAAAACAAUUAGAUGUUAUUCAAAAAUCCAAUAAUAUCGAAACGGCAUCAUCUCAAGUUAAAAUUGAUUGGGAUAAAACUGAUCAAUUGUUGGCAAUUCCAGUAGAGAACACAAUUCAAUUUUACGAAAGUCACGAAUGGACACGAAUGAAAGAGUAUAAAAAUAAUACAAACGAUGGAAUAAUUCAUUUAGCAAGUUAUUCACCAUGUAGAACGUGGUUGAUUGUGACCUAUGUUAAUGGUCAAUUAUCCAUUCUUAACCGUCAAACAUUGGAUGUUUGUAUGAAUUAUUCAUCAACAUAUUUUGUUUGUUCAUUAGCAUGGAAUCCGAAAGAACCACAUCGAUUCACAUGUGUAACAAUGGCGGGAGAGCAUGCUCAUGUUAAUAUAUUAGAAUGUUUAUCAAAACCAACACUAACUUCAUCGGAGAAAAAAAAAAAUGAAUUUGAAAAAAUAACUACAAAUAGCGAAGAAUAUGAUAUCGAAUCAGUUUCAAAUGACAUUCAAACUGUAUCAGAAAACAAGAAAGUAAUUCCUACACGAUUGGAACAUGCAUCAUCAAUGUUAACUGAAACAAAACCAGUUGAAUUUCAAGAAUCAUUUCAAUCAACAUCAACAUCAAAAUAUCUUCAAAGUCGAUUUUUACUUUGGAAUAAUAUUGGCGCAAUUACUUGUCAUGAUGAAAAAAUCAAAAUAUCAUUUCAUGAUAAAUCAUAUCAUGAUUCAAUAACAAUUGAUAAUAAAACAUAUAAAUAUUCAGUUGCAGACUUAUCAUUAUCAGCUGUUGUUCUUGGUUCAUCACAAACAGGAAAAUUAUAUUGUAUUUUAUAUCAAUCAUUGAAUUCAGAUAUGCGUGAAUGGACAAUGAAUAUUGAAAACAAUGACAAAGUUGAAUUAGUUAGUCUAGGUGAAGAUUUUCUUGCUGUUGCUACAUCACAAAGAUUCGUUCGAGUAAUGAAUUUAUCUGGUACUCAACAGCAAAGUAUUUGUCUUCAAGGUCCAAUUGUUUCUAUGUCUAUCUAUCAAAAUCAAUUUUGGAUAAUUCAUCAUUCAAUACAAGAUUCUCUGAAAGAACAAACAAUAUCGUAUAUUUAUACAGAUAAUAAAAGUACUCAUCAUAUAACAGGAUUAUUACCAUUGAUAUCAAAAUUAAUUUGGAUGGGAUUUUCUGAUAGUGGAAAAUGUUAUUAUCUAGAAGAAUCUGGACAUUUAAGUAUGCUUCGACAUACAAACAAGAAUGAAUUUGAAUCCGUAUUGAUUUUAAAUCUUAAACAAGAAGCUAACAAAAAUAAUGUGACAGAUUAUUGGUUAUUAAAAAUAAGUGAUUUCGAUGAUAAAUUUCAAUUACAUGUUAUUGAACUUCAUGAACGAUCAUUUCCUAAUAUUGUUCCAUGGCCAGUUGUUUCAAUUAUUUCUCCUUCUCUUGCUUUAUCUCAACUUGAUACAGAAGAAACUCAACUUAAAAGUGAUUAUUUCACAAAGAAAUCACUUAAUCGUUCACCAUAUGGUUCAUCAGAUGAUGAAGAAUAUUUACAUAAUAAACGACCACGUGUUGUAACUAAUGCUAUCAUAAAUAGAGUAAAAUGUGCUGUUAAUGUGAAACAGGGCAAGUCAGGUAUAUCAACAACUACAAUAACAACUGAUAAAAUUGCGGGUUGUUUAUUUUAUCUGAUUGAUGGUGUUUUGAAGAACCAGAAUUUUGUUUACUUGUAUCAUAGUGAUUAUGUUCUUGAUCGAAAAAAUAAAUUAUUUGACAAUUUUAACUUGUUAUUAUCUUUAUUUGUUCGUGAAUUAAAAAUGUUUUUAACAAGUGAAUAUGGUUUUAAUGUAAAUAUAGAUGACCUUGAAGGAUUGAGAUUGUUUGUUGGAGGUGGGAUCAUGGAUGACCGAAAUCCAGAGAGGGAGGCCAUAUCUUUGUUGAGUAAUUCAAAUGAUUCAACAUAUGAAAAAAUAACAUCUUUACUUGCCGGUCAACAUCAACAUUUAUCUUUAUUUAAAAAAUUGGUCAAUCGAACAGUUAUUAUUAAACCUGUAGCAUAUGAUUGGACAGAAGAAGAACAACAAGAAGCUGAAUCUAAUGACCGUGAUCUUAUUCUACCAUCCCGCCUUGAACUUCUUUAUGAUUGUCAAUCAAAAAUGGGUCAAAUAAUAGUUGAAUGGAAUGAAGAAGAAAAUCAAUUAGAUCUGGCUCACAUGAACUUUAAUGUUUUACAAAAAACAGAAGAAGAGUACAAAUGGGCUAUCAAUGCCAAUGUUAUUAACAAGAAAAAUAAUUUUGAUAAUGUUACACAAGAAAUAUUAAAAAAAGCAUUAUCAUAUAUUUCAUCAAAUUCUUUUUUUAUUUACUCACCAUCAUCAACAAGCUUAAAUCAUGACUAA
This is a messenger RNA of Adineta steineri, 2880 nucleotides long. The record is from the annotation of a GenBank genome assembly. NCBI's taxonomy places the organism in Eukaryota, Metazoa, Rotifera, Eurotatoria, Adinetida, Adinetidae.